GGGGCAUACCCUCGUGUCUUACGAAGUUUGACGGUCUUAUUUCGACCAUUGUGUAGAUCACAGUUGUUUCAAUUUUCUACGGAUGUCAGUGGACAGUCUGUUCGCAGUUGUGAUUUUUACAUUGCUGGUAGAAUCUAGAUUUACUUGACUCUUUUUGUAGAGACUGCAGGUCAACAAAGUCUAUGCGUUACUGUGCUAAAGUAGAUGGUGUACUUAAUAAUAGGUGAUUAUAGGUCUACGUAAAAAAAAAAACAACUUUGAAUUAACAUAGAUUCAUACUUUUUUUUUUCAAUAUAGAUCUAGAUUUUAAAGAAAAAUCGUUCAUGAAACUAAUUGCAUUCAAUUACAAUCGAUGCCCUACAUUUGUAUUGAGUUCUUGUUUUAUAACAUCUGAUUAUUUGCACCAAAGAAGUGUGUAAUGAAUAGUUGACUUUGAUUUUCUAGGUCAGUGUUGUUGACUAAUUAAUGGUCACCUUCACGUGGAAGUAUUCUGUGUCAUGUGACUUGUAAUUAAUCAUUAAUGAAGAUGGUUUUGUCCAGACAGAAAAUAGCUCGUGGGUAGAUGACAAUAGAGCACAUGUGUAGUGAUCAGAUCAAAGACCAUCAGAAAAAUGUGUUAACCGCUGUCCAAUUUAAGCUGACAUUUUAAAUCAACUUACAUCAUUUGAAACUUAACAUCAGUUAGCAUGGCACCAAUAGAGAUAAACGGACUAAGCAAUUUGAUCAAGUGAAUCACUUUCAGUGGCUUAUUGAGAAAUAAAUAUAUGAAAAUGUCAAACUUUUGUUCGACACGACCAGUGGCCAGUCGAGAUCAAUGGCUCGUUGCAACGUCACAGGUUUGCAGCCAGGCCUACUGUAACAAUUGAGUCUCCAUCAAACACGCAUUAAACAAAUGACGUCUUGUGGCCUCCUCAUCGUGUAUGGUACUCAAGAGUAGGAAACACUUGCGCACUUCGCAGCAUGUCAUCCUUGUCAACCCAUAUUCAACAAAUACACCGAUCGCGUCCUCCCUGCUUGCACACAUCGAAACAUGUUGAAUUUCCUGGACAUCUACACUCUGUCUCAUGAGCCAAGUAAACUGUUUAGAUUGUGGGCAGUCACGUGUCUCAUGAGCCAAGUAAACUGUUUAGAUUGUGGUCAGUCACGUGUCUCAUGAGCCAAGUAAACUGUUUAGAUUGUGGUCAGUCACGUGUCUCAUGAGCCUAGUAAACUGUUUAGAUUGUGGGCAGUCACGUGUCUCAUGAGCCAAGUAAACUGUUUAGAUUGUGGGCAGUCACGGGCAGCUGUAACAUUUUUUUCCAAGGUGUACUUCUUGCUUCUACUUUUUGCUCCAUCCUAGUCACGUUGGGCAUUGACCCGUGACUAUUUCAUACUAAAAUUGGUCAUGCAUAACGCACCCCCCUUUUCUGUAUGACUUUGAGUGCUUCUGACAAUGAAAAAUCUCUGCUAUGCAACAUUUUUUUUUUUCAUUUUAAGACACCCACCUCCCCAUGGAAAUUAUCUGCGUAACGAUUACCUAAAUAUAUGUGUGUAUGCCUUUCAUUCAUUCGCUUUGGCCUACUAGUGUAUGAGUACUAUAGCCUGCUUGUUAUGAGGUGCUAUAUUACACGUAACUAAGACUCUUGUCAUCGGUUUCAUCAGAUUUCAGAUUACUGUUUAAUAUUCGUUUUAAUAUUUUAGACUAGAUUUGUUGUAUCGAUUUUUUAUAUUACUGAUUCAGAUUGUCAGCCAUUUUUUUUUUUGGUUAUAGAUCAAUAGGUAAUUGGAAGAUUUUAUCUUGCUUUUAUGCUAUGAGAGAGAGAAAAAAAAUUCUCUUGAAGCUUAUCUGAUAAGUAUAAUUGUGAUUAAAAGAAAUGCUGGCUAAACACAAUCAUUGGCAUUGUUAUACUUACAGAGUCGUUUUGUAUUGAACUGUCAUUCUUGAUUGGAAAGGGAUAUUGUUCAGUGAUCUUGUGAUAUACUUGCUUUUUUAAUUAGAGUGGUUUGAUUUGUGCAGUAAUUGUCAUAGACGGAGGAGAUGAAUGGUUGUGUUGCCAACUAGUAUUAACUACAGUAUUGCAUCGAAUCUUAAACUUUUAGUAACAAUAAAAGACGUCAGCGAGUCAAGCCCUAGCCGCCAGAAGUGUGCUGCCACCUUAGCAGUUCUCGAGAAGCUCACAUUGACGCCUGCUUCUCUUGCGUCAUCAGACAAUAGAGAGCGGGUCCUUUAUAUCACCAUCGAUUAUUGAUUGAUUGAUUGAUUGACAGAGCCUGGUUUCUUUAUGCAGUUCUCCACAUUAGACCUGACCAGGAGGAGUUCACUUGUGGCAUGCACCACGCAUACCUAACCAUAGCAUCUGCAGUUGGUUGUUUGUUGUUUUCUCAAAAAGAAUUGGAUAUGUGACUCGAACAAUUUCACGAAAUGAAAAAUAUCCACAAAUACUUUUUCCCAUUCUAAAUAAAAUAGCCAUGGAUACUUGAUAUUAUCAUAAAGAAAAUAUCAUUGGAUACCGUUACUUGAUAUCAUCAUUAAGAUAUUUGCAUUGAUUCUUUAAAAAAAUAAAAAUAUUCAAGGAUACUUUGCAAGUGCAAGAGAGCAAACUCGUACAUUUUUAUUUUUAAAAAAAAUGUCUGCUGCCGGCACUUCCCCGCCCAACGUCACUGCCAUGACUCAGAGCUUCUCAACUACAUCCCAUAAUUUCACAUUUAAUUUUACAACUCACAACUCGACCAACAACUUGACCAAUGUGACUGCGCAGAAAAUGUCCACCAGUGACAAGGACCUUCAGGACUUCAUGAUAGGUCUGUGCCUCGCCAUAGCGUCUUCUAUAUUCAUUGGGACAAGCUUCAUCCUGAAAAAGUUGGGGUUGCUGCGCUAUGCCAGGAAAGAGGCCAUGCGAGCUGGCCAAGGUGGCUAUGGUUAUCUCAAAGAAUGGAUGUGGUGGACUGGGAUGAUUCUUAUGACUUCUGGAGAAUGUGCCAACUUUGCUGCAUAUGCUUUUGCCCCAGCAACAUUAGUCACUCCACUGGGGGCUUUGAGUGUUAUAGUCAGUGCUGUACUGUCAGCUCGUAUACUGAAAGAAAAACUCAACAUACUUGGUAAAGUGGGCUGUGUGCUCUGUGUCCUAGGCUCUACUAUGAUGGUCAUUCACUCCCCAAAAGAACAGGAAAUACACAGUGUCUAUGACAUGAUGAUGAAAAUGAAAGAACCUGCAUUUAUUGUCUUUGGAGCUAUUCUACUCAUUGUUGCAAUUGUGUCUAUAGUCUACUUUGCACCAAAAUAUGGUCAGAAAAAUGUACUUGUCUAUGUAACAAUAUGCUCAUCAUUAGGCUGCUUCACAGUCAUGGGCUGCAAAGGAGUUGGGACAGCCAUCAAUGCCACUCUUCGAGGCAACAACGAAUUCACCAAUUGGAUGACCUACUUUCUCAUCGGGGUCAUCGUUGUCUGUAUUCUGCUCCAGUUGAACUACUUAAACAGGGCUCUCGAUACAUUUAACACCGCUGUGGUGACUCCCAUCUACUACGUUUUCUUCACCUCUUUUGUCAUCACCGGCUCAGCCAUUUUGUUUCAAGAAUUUGAAAAAAUGCCAGCUCUGGACAUUGUUGGAGACCUCUGUGGCUUUCUGGUCAUAGUUGUUGGAAUAUUUUUACUCAACGCCUUCAAAGACAUGAAAAUUUCUUGGAGGAAUUUGCCCAAAGCUGCUAAAGAACCUGAAAUUCCAGAAACAGACUCUGUAGGCAGUACUGGCGUCACCAAUUCCACCUUUGCUGACAUUCGAGAAAUCGAAGCUCGCAUUUCAAGGAACAUGUCUGCCGAUUGUAUUACUAGAACAAUAUCUGAGGAGUCUGACUCUAAUGAAAAUGAGUAUUCCACUGACAAACAUAAUGGCAGUAGUCCCAUUCAUGAAAUUUGAUAUGUGUAGUCUAUGUAAUAGCUGUCUUGUGAUCAUUCCUGUUUACCUGUUAAUGUAAUCAUUCCGGUGCAAAACAUUCUUAACAUUGACCACAUAUUUCUACUGUGUACAUUGGUUUUUGUGAUAGGCACGCAACUUAAUAGUCUCCACAUUUGGUGCAAAACUUACUGUGAAAUUUAUACAUAGAGCUGUUGCAGGAUAUCCUUUGUGUCCUAGUUGUUCUUAAGGUUUUAGAAAAUAUGCAUUGUAGUAGUUUAUGUUAAUCAUGUUUGAGUUAGUGUUUUUAUCAUUUCAUGAAGUAAUCUCUUUUGUUAUAGACUUUAUUUUUUAUCUCAGUGAUAAAGUGUAGGUGUAUUUUAAUUUUUGUUUCACUUACAUUUUGAAAAUUUGAAUCUUUUUUUGUAACUUUUCAUUAUCCUGUCGAGCUGAAAUUUCACUCAUAAACAUGUGAUGUACGACUACAUAUUUUAUUAAAAUUUCAGAAAGAUUACUUGAUUUAAUAAAAACUAAUUUUUUUAUACAUUAUAUGGGGAAAAAGUAAAAAAUUGGAAACCAUUUUAUUUUAUGAUUCAUAUAGAUGUUACAAAUUGGAAACCAUUUUAUUUUAUGAUUCAUAUAGAUGUUACUUAUAAGUCUGGAUCUAUGUAUUAAUGACAGUUUGUUGUAUGACCAGUUAGUUAAUUUGUUUAGAGCAUCAUGCUAAUAUAUGAAUGUUGUGGGUUUUAUUUUCAUACUGACCCAUUUCUUUGUCUUUUUCAGUUAUAUCAAAAGGAAAAUUGAAAAUCCAAGGAAAAGAUUUGCUUUACCACUAUUGUGUUGUGAUAUUUAUUAUAUCAAUUAAUUUGAAUUGUUACAAAGUUAUGACAAAGUUUAAAUAUAAAUGUUCAGUUUACUAUAUUAACUGAACAUAAAGUAGGAAUUAAUUUAUUAAAAUUUUGUUCCAUAUUAUUGAUCACUACUCACUAAUAGUUGUUGUUAUUGGGGUGAUGGUGACUUUGAGAAUCUGUAUUCAUGAAAGAAGCUGCAAUCACUGGGCUUAGUAAUUAUCUCAACAAAAAUCUUUGAGUAACUUAAUCAACUGUUAAUCUAUCAACUUGGAGCCUAUUGUUUGUUUUAUUAUACUAGUGGCGCCAUGGACUACUUAAGAAUGAGUGCAAAUGUUCAGAAGUUUGUUUUAAUUUGGUAAAGACUACUAAAAUGUGUAGUGCAAACAUAUCAUUGUUACCCUAAACUUGUGGGACAUUUCUAAAUCAUCUGAGUUCCUAAUGAUCACUUACUUGCACAUAUCCUAUUGAUACAAUACCAGCUUUACAUUGCAUACCCUCUGGCUGGAAAUUGUACAUUGCAUACCCUCAGCCUUAAGUUUAAUCUUAAAUACAAUACCAGCUUUACAUUGCAUGCCCUCUGGCUGGAAAAUACCAGCUUUACAUUGCAUACCUUCAGUCUUAAGUUUAAUCUUAAAUACAAUACCAGCUUUACAAUACAUGCCCUGUGGCUGUACAUGGUAAAUUACUAACCAACUUACAAAAAAAUGAAAAGAAUGGUCCAUGUCCAUUGUCAGAUUGGACAUUUAUACUUAUCAACGCACUGACCAUUGACACUGGAAAUGUUUUUUUUUGUCAUUUCACUAAGGCAGGGAGCUCAACUAAAUGACAAAUACAGAUUCAUUUAAAAGAUUGCAUGUAAUAAAAAUGUAAUAAAAAUAUGGUUGUUUAGUGUGUAAAUAAUCUUGCAUUGUUAGAAUAUUUAUUCAGUGGGGUAUUUUGUAAACUAGCAUGUUGGUUAACUUAUGUAAGAUCUUAUCAUGACACAUUAUUUAUGCAUUUAACUAUAUAUUUAUGUUAUAUUGGGUAGUUUACUCUGUAAUGUACAUGAUGUUGAGACACAAAAUUGCCUGGGCAGAUAUUCUGGAUAUUCAAUAACUACAUGAUGAGAAAUAUUUACAGCACCAAAAGUUACACUUUGUUUCUUUCUUACUAAACCUAGAAUACUGUCACUCCUUCUUAAGACUUGUAGCUUUAAAACGCUCGUACAGAAGACAUUUUGUCUGGUCUUCAAAUAUGCCCUACAAUUAUUUUUGCUACACUUGAAGUCCCAUUGUUAAUAAUUAUUUUGAAAUAGAAUUUAUUUCUUAUCUACACAUACAGAUAGUUUAUUCUUGUAUGUGUGAUAUGUAAAAUUAAACAUAAAAAUUAAUCAACAAUAAAUAAAUAUCAUCAUUGUUCUUGUUUAUGUAAUGUAAUUAUGUAGCAAAGUUUUGUGGAAAAAAAAGUAUUUUAAACCAAUUUUUGUGUUUAUCAUAAAAAAAUAUUCAGCAGCUUCCCCACUCCCUCCCCCUCUUCCCAUCACCAAAGCAUCAUGACUUUGUGGUCAAAUCGUAUAUGACGCAUUCCGGAAAAUCUCUGAAGAUAAAAAAGAAAUUGAAUAAAUAAAAGACUAUGCUAUAUUAAAAAUCAAAUUGUAUAAAUGUACAUUCCAUGCACACAAUAAAGUAUGGACAUCAAAAUGUUCAUUGCAUCUUGGUUAAUAAUGCUUAUGACACAUCAACAUAAAGUAGGUCUUUAAGUACCUUUAUUUUGUUACUUUCAUAAAUGACAAAAGUUACCAAAAUCACAAUAUUUGUGAAUAUUUUUUAAAAAUGUUGUGUAUAUCAUUUUACAAACAAGAGGUACUUCAAAAGUAAAAGUCAAGUUCCACUUUCAGACCUUGUGAUCUAUAGGGCAGUUGAGGUAAA
Molecule: messenger RNA, 6627 nt
Organism: Biomphalaria glabrata
Lineage: Eukaryota; Metazoa; Mollusca; Gastropoda; Planorbidae
Product: magnesium transporter NIPA2-like
Exons: 6
Coding region: 2607-3893 (428 amino acids)
Biological process (GO): magnesium ion transport
Cellular component (GO): membrane
Molecular function (GO): magnesium ion transmembrane transporter activity
Source: RefSeq, a predicted model, not a curated record